Messenger RNA from Caenorhabditis remanei, 531 nucleotides. RefSeq lists its product as uncharacterized. The coding region runs from base 1 to 531 and encodes 176 amino acids. The record is from RefSeq and is a predicted model, not a curated record. NCBI's taxonomy places the organism in Eukaryota, Metazoa, Nematoda, Chromadorea, Rhabditida, Rhabditidae. The transcript has 2 exons.
AUGGACAGUUUUCCGGAAUUCAAAAUUCAUGCCGAACGUUUGGUGCUUCUCGUCCGUGAUUUAGAUACAUCAGUAGACGUUGUUUCUCGAUUCGAAUCAGGAACUCUUCAUUCUCUUUAUCUUCGGAGCGGAUCGGAAUACAUUGCACAGUCUACGAAAUUAAUUGAGCAUUUAUCUAAUACGGAUCAAUGGAAAUUGGCUACAUACAUCAAUCUUAUUGCGUUUCAACCUAUUCGUGCAGCUGACUUAAAAUGGUUUUAUCAUCUCAAAGUAUUUCUAGUCAAUUUGGCUUCGCUCAGUGGAAAAGAGAUUCAAGGCCUAUUUGAUGUGGUCUCAAAGAAUUCCUUUUCUGAAACCUGCACUUUGAAAAUGAGCAGUCAGACGUCCCAUCAUGAAUUGUUGAAGUAUUUGCCACCCGAUGAGAACGUUUCCGAGUAUUACUAUCAGUAUCCUUCCUCCAAUCCGCAAGAAUGCAUCGAAUUACAUUUUAUCAAGAAGGAGAUUUUUAUAAGAAGAAUGCCAAGAUCUUGA